AUGUCCAUGGAGGCCGAUCCCCUGCCGCUGCUUGUGGCCAGGCCUGGCAUGGUCAACGAGUCAGCGCCCAUGCCUGCCAUGGUCAAUAAGACAGGGAGGCCAGCACUCCCAGCCAUGGAGGGCAUUCCUCUGUCACUGCCAAGGGAGAGGAAAUGGAAGUUAUGCCAUCUGACCAUCAAAUACAAAGCUGGCAAACAUGACUUCACUAUUUGUCCGUCGGAAGAGAAGCAGCGCCUCGACAUCGUAAUAACAGAGUGCAAACGUCUGCUAAAUGAAGAGAGUGCUGGGAAGAGAAGGCAGCUGCAGGCACUGUUGGAGAAGCGUGAACUGGAACAGCAGCAGGUCCAUGUCCAGCUGGAAGAGGCUCAGGGUCUGCUAAUGGCCAUGAGGGCAGAGACAGAUGACUGGAAGAUGAAUUCAGAACUGAAAAAUAUCACACAGAUAACCUGCGAGCACAGCUGCAGUGUGGACAUACAGAACGAGAACUGCUUGACCAAUCAGACUGAACACCUCAAAGUGGAUAAUCGGCAGCUGAGGGCCGCAUUGAGACAAUCAGAGCUCAGACUCAGUGCAGUGCAGAGCGAGAAGGUGUGUCAGCAUGCUGCUCUCUCUGACAAGAUCUGCAGUGUUCAUCAGCUCACUAUAGAGAAACAGCAGGUGACAACUGAGCUGGGAGUUCGCUGUAUGCAGCUUUCCCAACUGAAAGAGGAGCAGGAUGCUUUGAAAGAGCUUCUCAGCAGUAGGACUGGUGAACUGGAACAACAGAACCUUAAACUCAAGACCCAGCUGAAGACUGUACAGACUGAGCUGACCCAGGCCAGGAGUUUCUUGGGAAUACAGGAGAGGGCUGAAGGACAUGGGACAUACAGUUUUAAGGUUGCUCUGGGGAUGCAGAAACAACUCACUGCAAAAAGGAAGCACAUUGACUUCUUGGAAGGCCAAAUUCAGCUUCUUGAGGAGACUGUAGAGAAGCUCAAACUGGAGAAGCAUCAGCGAGCAUUAGAGGUUAAAAGGCAGACACAAGAGCUGGUGUUGGAGAGGACAGGCAGGAGAAGGCUAGAGACUGAGAUGGAGGCUCUCCGCUCACAAGAGAGAGAACUCAAAGGGAAAGCAGAGAGACUGGAGGCAGCUUUAUACAAGAUGUCUGAAAGUUUUGCUGAAUGCCAAAAUUGUAUUCAGAAGCAGGAACAAUAUCUUAUUAGGCUAAAGCUGCAACAUGCUUUAGAUAUGAAGGAGUUGCAGAGCCAGAAUCUGCGCAAUGUCUCGAGAUCUCCAGUCAGCAGCUGUACCCCACAGACUCAUCUUGUCCUCACUCAGCACAAUGUUAAUGCCCAAAUGGAGCUUGGAGUCAGCGAUCCCAUUGUGGAGCUGAGGAGUUUCAUAAGAGAGCUGCAUGGUGGGAUUGAUGAAGAGCAUGGACCACAAAUUAGCACAGGCUUUGGGACGAGAUCUGAGGAAAACCACAAAUCUAGAGUAAUAAAAAAAAAAGAAUAUGCUGAAGGUACCACAAGCCCGACAGGGAAAAUAACCAGUCACAAAGAGCCAAGCUUUGGAACUGCUGAAUCUGUUAAGCAGAAUUGCAAGAGCGAUUUUUCAGCACACAAUAAUGGAUUAGGUUUUAGAACAGGCCGGUCUGCUCAUGCAGCGGGAUGCAGGUCUCCUGUACAUGCUCUCCUCACCUCUGAUCUUCCCUCUGAAAGAAACUAUAAGCUGAAGACAGAGCACUCUGCCAACAUUAAACAGAUAUCUGCCAAUAACCAAGAGGAGCUCACAGUAGGACAGACAUCUAAGAAAAGACAGCACAAGCGUGACAGGUGUUAGAACCUGGUGGAGGAUCCUGAAAUGUCUUCUAAAUGGCCAAGAAAAAAGGAUGGAAAUGUACUUAUAUGCCCAAAUCUUGAUGAAGUGUAACACUAAUCAUUGUAUUUUGUUUUUA
Xyrauchen texanus (razorback sucker) is the source of this 1936-nucleotide messenger RNA. Its product is annotated as coiled-coil domain-containing protein 158-like. The transcript has 15 exons. The coding region runs from base 1 to 1821 and encodes 606 amino acids. NCBI's taxonomy places the organism in Eukaryota, Metazoa, Chordata, Actinopteri, Cypriniformes, Catostomidae. The record is from RefSeq and is a predicted model, not a curated record.